AUGCCCCUCCUCGCCGACGCGGCCAGCACCAGUGGUCGCCCGCAUUACCGACCACCGCCGCCCCGCUUGGAUUCGCUGCCAUAUAUCCACACACCCCAGGUCCCGUCUCAGUUUUCAUCUCAGCCCUUACCACCACCCUCGGCGCGGACAAGACCGAAUCACACGCCUGCUUCGUCGAUCGCCUCGUCAGUCUCGUCGAGUCGCUCCGGCUGUGCGCUUUCGACGCGUACGACCUCAACCGCUUGGAGUUCAGUGCUCGACGACGGCGACGACUACAGCUGCGAUUACACCAUCUACGACGACGCGCCUGACGAAGAGGAUGAGGAUGAACUCGAUGCGCUGUACACCGCCUACGAACAGCACUACGACGCGCACAGCGCCGGGGCACACGACUCGACGCUCGUCAGAUCUUCGCACGCAAUGUUGAGCAAGCCGUUGGGAUCGACGCGUCCGAGCGCGAGCGCGAGCGCGCCGGAGUCCGACGAGUGCGGCGGGCGCGGCGACGAUCAGCGAUCCAUUACCUCGACCUCAUCUAAUACAAACCUCUCGACACAGCGACGCGGUGAUGGUGACGUUACCAAACCUUCGCGCAAGGGAACGAAACUCAACCCCAAGACCAACAAACCGCUCAAGAUUGACACCGAGCAAGACCUCUUGCAGCAGCUCGCGCGUCUGAGCACCGCGAUCGAUCUCUGCUUCUGUGGUCGCGUCGCCGAGGAGGACUCGAUCUACUGCGGGCGAGAAUGCUCGCGCGCCGAUGCGAUGAACGCGCUCUGUGGUGGUCAAGAGGACGAGCCAAGGACACCGUUGAGUGCAGAGCAUGAAGCCGUCGCGACGCCCAUAAUGGGAUCGAGGCCGACCUCGUUCGGUUCGUCCGAUGGGGUCGUCAGCCAUUAUCGCCGACGGGUCGAGCGCAAGCGAGCCGAGGAGCGCAUCUCGCAGGAACUGUGGCAAUCGCGUAACAACAGCCGAACCAACCUUCACCCGAAUCCUUCCGUGUCGUCCCCUCGUCGACUCUCCGGAUCGAGUGUCGUCUCGUCCGUCUCGACCUCGAGCUCGACGGGCGUCAAACGAUCACCACGAGACCCUUCUCAACGCAAACCCGUUCCGACUCGCGACUCUACGGGGUCAACGCAAUCCAAAGCACCUUCGCUUUCUUCCUCCCUGGCUUCUCCCGCAUCCUCAUGUUGUUCUCCUCGCAACCACAGCUACGCAACGAUGGCCGAGCCCGCGUCGCCUCGGUCGUACCAACAACCCAAGAUCAUCUUUCCUUCUCCGACCCGAAUCUCGCCGACGCGCUCGGUCGUACGCGCCACAGGACUUGCCUCCAAUCGAGCUCUCUCUACCAAUAUCGACGAAGAUCUGUUCGCUUCCUCCCUCGAUGCGACUCCCACCUUGGCAACGAUCCAUGGUCGUCGCGCACCCCUCAGCGACGAAGAAUACGGCGUCCCUUCACUCAAUCGUUACUCGUCAGAUUCUUCAAUGGACGCCGCCUAUGGCUACGGAUCCGUCGGCCUGAUGAUGCUCCAAUCGGACGAAGACGAAGACGACGAUGACGAACACGACGUCGUAGCGGGUCUGUCGUCGGGCCAGAAGCUUAAAGCGAGGGUUCGGGCGCAGAUGGUACCGAGGCCAGGGCACACGCGCGGCAAACUCAGUUUCGACGAUGUACUGAAUUUGUUGGGGUCAUGA
Microbotryum saponariae is the source of this 1692-nucleotide messenger RNA. NCBI's taxonomy places the organism in Eukaryota, Fungi, Basidiomycota, Microbotryomycetes, Microbotryales, Microbotryaceae. The record is from the annotation of a GenBank genome assembly.